UUCGCGCGAGUUUUGUAUAAAGCCUGCCGUGACAGAGUCUGCUGGAAAAGGCGUGUCCAUCGCAAGCAAAAACUCUUUCAAUAAUUGGAACUGGCAGAAUUCCGUGAUAUUCGCUGCCACUGUAAUAACAACAAUAGGUUAUGGCAAUGUGGCCCCUAAAACAGUGGGGGGUCGGGUGUUCUGUAUCCUGUAUGGACUGUGUGGCAUUCCCCUCUGCCUCACAUGGAUCAGUGAGGUUGGCACGUUCUUCAGCGGUCGCACCAAACGCAUCAGCCAGGUGCUGUUACGGAGAGGCCUUACACCAAGAAAAGUCCAAUGUACCUGCAUUGCCCUGUUCUUAUUAUGGGGUUUGAUAUUCCACCUGGUCAUCCCUCCAUUUGUGUUUAUGGACAUUGAGGGAUGGUCUUAUCUGGAGGGAUUUCACUUCUGCUUCACCACUCUCACCACAGUGGGCUUCGGGGACUUUGUUGCAGGUGUGGACCCAGACAUCGAAUACCCAACUCUGUACCGGUUUAUUGUGGAGGUUUGGAUCUUCAUGGGACUGGCCUGGCUGUCCUUGUUCUUCAGCUGGAAUGUCUACAUGGUGGUGGAGGCCCACAAGGUGUUUAAGAAGCGCCGGUACCAGCGGCGGCACCGAUUCUCCCUCGAGGAGCGCCGACAGCACGAGGAGACUCAGGUGUCGGUCCACUCGCAUGGCGCGGCCGAGCCGAAGCCCAGUGUCAUUGACAUCUUCAACUACCUGACAGUGCGGGAGGAGGACUAUGGUGCCAUCAUCAAGCAGAUUGGCUCCGAGCCCAAUACGGAGAGGAAGAAAAAGAAGAAGAAGGUGACCAUCCAGGAGGUGACCAUCCAGGACGUGCCACGCUCCAAGAGCUGCAACGACAUCCUCAACGACAUGGGCGUCAUCAUGACGCUCGAGCACUCGCCCCGUCUCAAGCGGCGCUUCAGCAUCAGCGACAACAUCUUCUCCAUCGUCUCCAUGGCCAAAGGGUCAAUAGUGCCCGACACAGAGCACGACGAGAAGCAGGUUCUCCUGGAGGACUCAGGUGAAGACCAGAGCCCAGAGGGAAACUCCCCAGAGAGCAGCUCACCGCAGCAGGAGGACAUUGUUAAACGCUGGUGCUCGUGGGACAGCACAGAACCCAACCCAACAUCAACACAGAGCCAAAAUGGCACGGCAGAACAGGAAGUGAAGACAAAUAAAGAGGAAGUGGAGGAUGGCAGUGAGAACAGGUUCACUGUGAGUAAAGUGGCAGAAGAUGCUCUUAAAGAAGAGGAGGAGGAGGAGGGUGAAGGAUGACAUUGAAGUAGGCUGAACACCUCUGUGUUUAAAACUCUGGUAUAUUUCCAGCGGGUUGCUUUUGCUGUGCACAUUCACAUUAGCAGCUAUAGAAGCUUUAUACAGCAAAUAUUACAGCGCUCAGAUUCUGAACAUUUCUUGGAAGACUUUUGUUAUGCGCUGGUCCAGAUAACUAGAUCGUGUAACUGUUAUAUCAUCCCAUAAAUUUGUGGCCUGAAAAAUACCAAUAAUGACAUACUCCUGCCAUUUGGUAGUGAAAGAUCUGAUUUGUGUGACAACAGAUAUUUAAGCCCCAACUUCAUAACUGAAUUAGAAUCACAAGUUUUGAGUUUGAUGGAGUUCUUGCUCUAGUGGUGCCAAGGACUGCAUAUGCUUAAGCUGCUAUGUUUCAGUUUACAAGAGCGUCUUGGUUGUUCUUGUCUCACAAAAUAUUGUUUUUUCGGGUUUUCAGGUAGUGGGAGUGAAUCAGGUAUGAGCCCAGAAACACCAUGAGCAUUUUGAGCUAAUGUUAUUUUCAGACAUAAGAAUUGUUUCUUUCACACACAUUCACAAGUUAUCAGUUAAUGAAGUGAUCUGAAGUCACUGUCAACAUACUUUUAGCAAGGGUGACCUUUGCAACCAAAUAUUCUUGGUUGAGAGCCUAUGGUUAGCUUGGCAGAUUCUUGUCUGAAUGAAACUUCUUGUAAACAUUGGAACUGUUGCCAAGUAUAGUCAGGACCAGAUUUCAGGAUUCUGUAACCCUGUAGGCAUUUUUGAGGAAAAGUUGUUAUACAGCAUUUUUAGAUAGUUCAAAUUGUCCUUAAUACAAAUCCACCAUAUAACAUUUAUUUAGGUCCCCAGUUUCUCGGAAUUUUCAUUCAAAAAUAGAUGCCUUGCACUCAGGUGAGAAAAAUACUGGUAGAUAGGGUAACAUUUUAAACUUUUAUGUAUCACCACAAAACUUUCCCAUUUUGUCACUUACAUUAAGACAAGUAUUUUUUGUAUUACAAGUUUUCUGAAAUGUAAUGUUUAAAUAUGCAAAUGAGGCUUAAUCUACUGAAAUAUGCGCUAAUAUGCAUACAUUUCCAAAUUUGACAUGUACACAUUGGAUGAAGCCAUUUGAGGGUAAAAGUUGUUAUACAUGAUAUUUUGAAGGUUCAAUGUCUCCUGAAUAUAAAUCCACUAUAUAACAUAUUCAUUAGGGUACCGGUUCUUAAUAUUUUGUACUGAAACAAUAUGCGUCUCAGACACUUUCAAACACCACCGUAUGGAGGUAGUGACAUGAGUUGAGGAACAAGUGAACUUUUCUUCCAUUUUCCAUCCCAUGAUCUCAGGGGGUGGCAGAAUUGGCUGCUGCAUGUGGGCCUGCCGCCAAACCAAAGCCUGGGAGUGAGAACGCUGAAUGUGGAAGUAGAGAGAAUUUCUGGUUGGUGGCAGUCUUUCUAUUGUCAUGCCCUUCACAAACAUGCUUACUUGAACGUCGUUGAUGUUGUCAACAUUCAUUGCUCCAUACAGUUUGCAGAAAAAACGUUCUACAUUCUGAAUGGUGAGUUCACUAAGAUCAGGACCUUCACCAAGCCCCUUUAACAGAUGAUGAUGCUGUACAAAUACAUCCCAACAUGACUUUUUUGUGCGUCCAGCAAUGUACGAAGUCACUAACAGUCAAGCGCAUGAAAACCUGGAAGCAGAUCGAGGACCUGUGGUUCCAUCUGCAAAUGUUCCAUUAUGGCAUGAAGUGGAAUGUACUUUCUGUCCUUUGCUGUACCUGUCUUCAUCCAGAUCAUGUGGAAAUGGGCAAUCAGCAGUACCAAGAUGUCGGUGUCUCUCGCUGAGACAACAAUAUUUGAUGCGUUGCUUCUAAUGCAGUGAAGAACAAUUCUUGUGUGUGCUUCUUCAUGCUUGGCUUCCAAGCAGUCAGUGUUAAAGGUUGAAUUAGAGGCUUCAACUCUCUCUUCAUCACUGAAGCCACCUGUAGCAACUAUGAUCUUAUUUGCUGGAGCUCCAAGAAGCUGUCCAUUUACAUCUGCCAGAGACAAGUGCACAACAAAUAGUUCAUGCAUCAUAAUGGUGUCAAGAUUGACUGGGCCCUGCAUCAUAUGCAGCAAUGAGGUGUUGCAGAAUGUUUCGGUCUGCCUUGACAGUUUUCACCUUUUCAGUUUUUAGAUCUGACUUCUUAACUUCAAACAAAGACACAAAUGUUAAAUACUUGUUCUUUUUAAGUUUGUCCCUGAACGAGACUCUCGCCCCUCCCCAGAUGGCAACAGCCUCUCAACAACAAAUGUAUCUAAUUGACUUUGACCUUUCUGUGGUGCUGUCAACAGCUCGCUUUCAAUAUCCUGCGUGGCCAAGUCUUUGUUUGCAAUGUGUUGCAGGGUCUGGGACAGGUUGGCAAAGAAAAGGCCAAACCUUUGCGUUUUUACUGGUUUAGGAAGUUGGUGCAUUUCAUUCAGGUAGAUAGUGCCCCACCGUGCAUAAUUGAUGUGGUUAUACCGCAUGAAAAAGGGCAACAUUUUCUGGAAUGCACAAAGGUGCAGAUCCUAGAUUCCAUCCCUCUGUGCACGAAUGAAUAAUGUUCGAGUUAUGUAGGAAGCCUGAUAAUAGUACAAGCAAAGUGUCCAGUUGUGUCAAGCCGCCUUAGUAUUUUAAAACUAGCCAUUUUGAUGCGAUCAUAGUAGUACCCCUAGCCUAAGUUUGGAAAUGUGUGCAUAUUAGCGCAUAUUUCAGUAGAUUAAGCCUCAUUUGCAUAUUUAAACAUUACAUUUAAGAAAACUUGUAAUACAAAAAAUACUUGUCUUAAUGUAAGACACCAACUGGGAAAGUUUUGUGGUGAUACAUAGAAGUUAAUUUUUUUUCCCUAUCUACCAGUAUUUUCUCGCCUGAGAGCAAGGCAUCCAUUUUUAAAUGAAAAUUCUGAGAAACUGGGGACCUAAAAAAAAAAAUGUUUACGGUGGAUUUGUAUUUAGGACCCUUUGAACUGUCUAAAAAUGCUGUAUAUCAAUUUUUCCUCAAAAAUGCAAUUGAUGCUUCAUCCAAUGUGUACGUGUCAAGUUUGGAAAUGUGUGCAUAUUAGCGCAUAUUUCAGUAGAUUAAGCCUCAUUUGCAUAUUUAGACAUUACAUUUCAGAAAACUUGUAAUACAAAAAAUACUUGUCCUAAUGUACGUGACAAACUGGGAAAGUUUUGUGGUGAUCCAUAAAGGUUUACAUUUUUACCCUAUCUACCAGUAUUUUCUCGCCUGAGAGCAAGGCAUCCAUUUUUGAAGGAAAAUUCUGAGAAACUUGUGACCUAAAAAAAAUGUUAUAUGGUGGAUUUGUAUUUAGGACCCUUUGAACUGUCUAAAAAUGCUGUAUAACAAUUUUUCCUCAAAAAUGCAAUUGAUGCUUCAUCCAAUGUGUACGUGUCAAGUUUGGAAAUGUGUGCAUAUUAGCGCAUAUUUCAGUAGAUUAAGCCUCAUUUGCAUAUUUAGACAUUACAUUUCAGAAAACUUGUAAUACAAAAAAUACUUGUCCUAAUGUACGUGACAAACUGGGAAAGUUUUGUGGUGAUCCAUAAAGGUUUACAUUUUUACCCUAUCUACCAGUAUUUUCUCGACUGAGAGCAAGCCAUCCAUUUUUGAAGGAAAAUUUGUAUUUAGGACCCUUUGAACUAUCUAAAAAUGCUGUAUAACAACUUUUCCUCAAAAAUGCCUACUGCCUCUUUUCUGAGGCCUUUUUUCAAUGUUUGGUCCAGACUAGUAUGGACUUGUGCAAGGGAGGAGCUCCUGACAUACUCAAGUGCUUGCAAUCCGAAAAAUGAUUCUUCAAAGUUUAGGUUUGUACAUUUGUUUUUUUAGGGAGCUGGGGUGUUUGACAUGAUUUUGCUUGUGCAUUUGGUACUUUCACUGUUCCCUAAUGCAGAUAUAGUUCAGUGCAUUCAUGUGGUUUACUGAUUUUAAGUUGUGUCAAGAACAGCGGUACUGAGAACUAAGUUCUACAUUGUUUCUUAUGUUAUUUACGCUUAUUUUUAUAAAACAUGGUGUGAACUGGAAAAACUUACAUGUAUUUUAAAAAAGCACUCGAGUGAAAGCACUCGUUUCUACUGUGUGGCCUGUUAGCUUAGCAAAACGUAUUGGAGAAUUUAGUGAAUUUCAAAAUGUUCAGUCCUCACCAAAUGUGUUUUUUUUUUUCACAGUAGAAAAUAAUAAAUGA
Molecule: messenger RNA, 5465 nt
Organism: Alosa alosa (allis shad)
Lineage: Eukaryota; Metazoa; Chordata; Actinopteri; Clupeiformes; Clupeidae
Exons: 5
Coding region: 386-1300 (304 amino acids)
Biological process (GO): stabilization of membrane potential; potassium ion transmembrane transport
Cellular component (GO): membrane
Molecular function (GO): potassium ion leak channel activity
Source: RefSeq, a predicted model, not a curated record